Messenger RNA from Dichotomopilus funicola, 672 nucleotides. RefSeq lists its product as uncharacterized. Lineage: Eukaryota; Fungi; Ascomycota; Sordariomycetes; Sordariales; Chaetomiaceae. Gene Ontology annotation, molecular function: transcription coactivator activity. Gene Ontology annotation, cellular component: nucleus. The transcript is spliced from 2 exons. Gene Ontology annotation, biological process: transcription by RNA polymerase II. The record is from RefSeq and is a predicted model, not a curated record. The coding region runs from base 1 to 672 and encodes 223 amino acids.
AUGGCGAAGAAGGGCGGGGCCGAGGGCAAUAGCAAGAAGGCGGCGGGCCAGGCUCGCAAGGCCGAGGCUGCUUCCAAGAAGGUUGCGGCUGCUGAUGCCGAGCGUGAGGCGCUUGAAUCGAGCAAGUGGGAUAAGGGAGCGAAGAGCAACGCUAAAAAGGAAGCCGAAGCUGAGAAAAAGGCGGAGGCUGCGCGCAAGAAAGCCGAACGCGAGGCUCUGCUCGCCGAGGAAGAGAAAAACACGCCGGGUCGGUCGGCGCCCAAAAACUCGAAGGCGGCGGUCAAGAAGACCAGGGGCCUGGAUUUGUCGCAGCUCGACGACCAUGGCGGGGGCUUGUCAGCACUCAACGCCUCCGGUAUCGAUAACGCGCUGGACGCCCUCUCGCUGACGUCCAAGUCCGACGCCACCAAGAUUGACCGGCACCCUGAGCGUCGGUUCAAGGCCGCGUACGCUGCAUUUGAGGAGCGCCGGCUGGGCGAGAUGGAAUCGGACGGUACCGGUGCGGGCCUACGGCUGAACCAGAAGAAGGAGAAGAUCAAGAAGGAGUUUGAGCGUAGCCCGGAGAAUCCAUUCAACCAGGUCAACGCACGGUAUGACACAUCCAAGGAGGAGCUCGCGCAGCUCAAGGACCAGGAGCGGAGCAAGAUCGAGAGCCGCCUUGCGUCGAAAUGA